Messenger RNA from Brassica rapa (field mustard), 2145 nucleotides. Its product is annotated as beta-galactosidase 15-like. Gene Ontology annotation, biological process: carbohydrate metabolic process. NCBI's taxonomy places the organism in Eukaryota, Viridiplantae, Streptophyta, Magnoliopsida, Brassicales, Brassicaceae. The record is from RefSeq and is a predicted model, not a curated record. Gene Ontology annotation, molecular function: carbohydrate binding; hydrolase activity, hydrolyzing O-glycosyl compounds.
AUGUGGCCAGAUCUUAUCAAAAAAAGUAAAGAAGGAGGUCUUGAUGCGAUCGAAACUUAUGUUUUCUGGAAUGCGCAUGAGCCUACUCGCCGUCAAUAUGAUUUCUCUGGAAAACUAGAUCUUAUUCGGUUCCUGAAAACCAUUAAAGAUGAAGGAUUGUAUGGUGUUCUUCGUAUAGGACCAUAUGCAUGUGCCGAGUGGAAUUACGGAGGAUUCCCUGUGUGGCUGCACAACAUACCCGGAAUGGUGUUCAGAACUACAAACAAAGCGUUUAUGGAUGAGAUGCAAAAUUUCACAACUAUGAUAGUAGACAUGGUCAAGAAAGAAAAGUUGUUUGCAUCACAAGGAGGGCCAAUUAUUCUUGCUCAGAUUGAAAAUGAGUAUGGAAAUGUAAUGGAACCCUAUGGAGAAGCGGGUAAAACAUACAUUAAGUGGUGUGCAAACAUGGCUCAGACUCUUGAUGUUGGUGUUCCAUGGAUAAUGUGUCAACAAAAUGACGCUCCUCAGCCUAUGUUGAACACAUGUAAUGGGUUUUAUUGUGACAAUUUUAAACCAAACAAUCCCAACACUCCUAAGAUGUGGACUGAGAAUUGGACCGGAUGGUUUAAGCAAUGGGGUGGUAAAAAUCCUCAUAGAACAACCGAAGAUGUUGCAUAUUCUGUUGCAAAGUUCUUCCAAAGGGGAGGAACUUUCAAUAAUUACUACAUGUACCAUGGAGGCACCAACUUUGAUAGAACCGCAGGUGGUCCAUACAUCACAACAUCAUAUGAUUAUGAUGCUCCCCUUGACGAAUAUGGUAAUUUGAACCAACCAAAAUACGGGCAUUUGAAAAAACUUCAUGAUGUUCUUCAUUCUAUGGAAAAAACUCUCACAUACGGAAACAUCUCCACCAUUGACUUUGGAAAGUCUGCAUCGAUUACCACUCAGAUUUCAAUGAUGGUUAAGAAACCAAAUGAAGCUGAGGAUGACCCUUCAACUCUGAAAUGGUCAUGGAGACCAGAGAACAUGGACGAUUUCCUUUUGAAAGGAAAAGGAGAAUCUACAAAGACACAACUCGUUGAUCAGAAAGUAGUAAGCAAUGACCAAAGUGAUUAUCUAUGGUACAUGACUACCGUUAAGUUUAGAAAACGAGAUCUAGUUUUGGGUAAAAACAUGACUCUUCGCAUCAAUAGCACUGCUCAUGUCCUUCAUGCUUUUGUCAAUGGAAAACAUAUUGGUAAUCAACACGCCGAAAAUGGAAAAUUUCACUACGUUUUUGAGAAAGACGCAAAGUUUAAGUCUGGCCGUAAUGUCAUUUCUCUCCUUAGCAUAACCGUGGGACUUCAGAACUAUGGUUCUUUCUUCGAAAGUGUGCCUACUGGAAUCACUGGACCCAUUUCUAUUAUCGGAAGAAAUAGUGAUGAAACCAUAGUAAAAGAUUUGUCUGCUCAUAAAUGGAGCUAUAAAACCGGUUUAAAUGGGUUUGAGAACCAACUCUUUAGAACAGAAUCACCGUCUAAAUGGUCAGCUGAAAGUGUACCAUUGAACCGAUCCAUGACUUGGUAUAAGGCUACUUUCAAGGCUCCAUUUGGAAAUGAUCCGGUUGUUGUCGAUCUUUUGGGACUUGGAAAAGGUACGGCUUGGGUCAAUGGAAACAACAUUGGACGUUAUUGGCCGGCGUUCAUUUCAAGUGGUGAUGGUUGUUCUGUGAAAUGUAAUUAUAGAGGAGCUUAUCAUGCUGAAAAGUGUCUGACCGGUUGUGGAGAACCUACCCAAAGAUGGUACCAUGUUCCUCGUUCUUUCUUGAAUGCAGGAGAUAACACACUAGUUUUGUUUGAGGAGAUGGGAGGAAACCCAUCUCUUGUCAAUUUCCAAACUACUAGAGUGGGGAGUGUAUGUGCUAAUGUCUAUGAGAAAAAUGUUAUCGAGCUUUCAUGCGAUAGGAAACCCAUUUCUGCCAUCAAAUUUGCCUCCUUUGGUAAUCCAAAUGGAAAUUGUGGAUCUUUCGAGAAGGGAACUUGUGAAGAAAUUAACAACGCUGUUGACAUCCUCACACAAGAAUGUGUAGGAAAAGAAAAGUGUUCCAUUGAUGUCUCUACGGAAAAGUUUGGAGCACCAGACUGUGGUGGUGCUGCAAGAAGACUAGCUAUUGAAGCUAUUUGCUAA